Messenger RNA from Vicia faba (fava bean), 354 nucleotides. The record is from the annotation of a GenBank genome assembly. NCBI's taxonomy places the organism in Eukaryota, Viridiplantae, Streptophyta, Magnoliopsida, Fabales, Fabaceae.
AUGAGGGGGAGAAGAUGGAAUUAUCCUCUGAGCUUACUCACUGUAUGUUUAAGGUUGCUUCUAUAUUUUCCCAUGUCUUUGCUAGUCGGGGAGACAUCUCGGCUCCAAGUAAUCCCACUAAGGAAAGGGAUACUUGGAAAGGGAAAUGUGAAGCUAUGGAGCUGGGGUGCUCUAUCCUCUAGAAGGAGUUCAUUGUAUGGAACGAAGAGGUUCUGCGAUCAAUUUAUAAAGCAUACGAGAAGCUUUUGCCCUGACGCCAUAAUUUCUGUUGAGACGCUGGACUCGUUUAAGUCCGCUCUCGAGCUGGCUCUGAAGGGUGAUCCUGGUACCUUAGAUCCAAAUGUUUCGGCUUGA